AUGUCACUAGCACCACCAUCUUACUCGUCCGAAACCAAAUCCCAGCCAUUGUUUGCCUCGGAAUAUUGUCUUUCCCCAGAAUCACAAGUCGAUGACAGUUACUUCAGUCAUACUGCGCCGUCUUCACCCCGACUUGUAAUAACGAAUAGCAACGAUGAUGAGGAUAAUAGCAUGAAAAAGUAUGAUGAUGUUUCGUUAAAGAGUCAAUAUCCAUGCCAUCGGUCAAUUGAGACAUUUAAUGAUUCAAUUGUGGAAGAGGAGGAGUAUCAAGAGUCUAGCCAUAAAGACCAUGAGAUACGAACUGCAUUCCAGCAGAAAUGUUAUGAUUUCUUUGAAAGACCCAAAAGUCGAAGUGCUCGAGUGUUCUUCGCUUUCUCUGCAGCAUGUAUUGUUAUCACUGUGGUUAUGAUUUGUGUUGAUUCAUUGCCCAAGUAUGCCCUUCUUGAUUGGUCUCAAUAUCACCGCAUGUGGUUACCUCUUGAUACGCUUGUUAUUGUGACAUUCACCGCAGAAUAUGUUGGGCGAUUCUUUGCUGCAACAAACAAACUGAAAUUUGUCAUCAGGCCAAUGAAUGUGAUUGAUCUACUCUCAAUUCUUCCAUUCUAUAUCCAAUUAGUUAUGCCAGGAGGACCAGAAGCCGCCUUUCGAUUUGUAAGAGUUUUACGACUUUUCAGAAUAUUGCGUCUGUUUGACUUUGCCAAACGUUCUGUCGGAUUUAAGGUUACGACAAGAGUAAUCAAACGCUCGCUUAUCCAAAUCUUUAUGGUGUCAUUCUGGUUCUUCAUCGUCCUCCUCCUUUCAUCUAGUUUAAUGUACUUUUUGGAAAGAGGACAAAUUGAUGAAGAAAAACAAGUCUGGUUCAGAAUGAAUCCAAAUAGUGGUCAACUGGAAAUAAGCCCGUUUCAAUCAAUAAUACACGCAUUCUACUGGUCUAUUGUCACACUGACAACAACUGGUUAUGGUGAUGUAACUCCGUACAGCGCAUGGGGCAAAGUCUUGGCGGCUGCUACAAUGAUAUGCGGGAUAUUGGUUAUUGCAAUGCCAACGUCAAUCAUCGGGUCAAACUUUGUUGCCGAAUGGACGUUACAUCAACGCGCCCAAUUCUUGGCUAAGUUAAGAAAGACUCGCCAGCAGGCAGAGCACCCAAAAACUGCAAUUUCAUGGCAGAACAAAUUCCUUCGAAAGCAAAACCGGGAAUUGAUAGAAGCAAUCACAGAAGUACAAGAAAAAUUAGCAGACGUAAAUCCACCUCAAUAUUAUCAACGAUACAAGAAAAUUCGCAAACAAUAUGCGGCCGCACUAAAGAAAAUAGCCCAGUUAGAAGCAUCACUAGAAAAAUGUAAGAAUUCUACUUGCAAUCACGAACACGAUACCGAUAAUAGCGAAAAGAAGUCUAGUGAUCCGCAGAAAAGCUGGUUGUCAAUUUAUGGAUUGCGUAAUAUAUCUCGCAGGUCAUUCACCAUGCCAAACGAUACAGGGAUUGAUCAAAGGCUGAAUGAGAAAACGGUUACUGACGAAACUUUGAGAAAUGACACGUACGAGUCGAAGGGUAAGGCAAAUACUGAUGGUAACAAGCGUAAGAUAUUCAAACAAUCAAUGUCUCUCGGUUAUCCCGAUAAUUGGAUAUCGCCAAAGCGCGGAAUGGCCAAGGAUGUCGUCAGCUCUCCAUUCAACCCACGUCCAGCUAAACCUCAAGUUAUCUCGGACGCAAACGAUAAUAAUGAUGAAAUGUCGAACACGACCUUUCACUCUCUACCAGACGAAGUGCGUCUACCAACUCUUCAAAGAUACAGUGAUCCGAACAAGUCGACCGCAGGCAGAAAGGGAUUAAUGGAUUUAUUUAAAAAAAGGAAAGACAGCACGCUUUCUACUAAAGGGGGAAGCGCGAACGUGGAAGCGGCCAUCAUAGACAUAAAUACGAACAGAAUGCAAACGGUAGAUGGGGAUGUCGAUAGGAAUGAUGACGAAAGGGAGAACGUUAUCGAGGAACAGUCCGUUGUUAAUGAUAGAGAGACUAUGUCUGAGAAGAUCGGCACAGAUGAAUAUAGUUUUAGUUGCGAUACUAAUACCAAUGACAAUGCAGAGAUCAAAAUUGUUAUAGAGUGUCCACAAGAUGAAAUCGAUAAUGAUAAAGAUGAUCAGAAUAUCAAUGAGGAAGAACACAUGCCCAUCAAACGAACAAAUUAA
Molecule: messenger RNA, 2187 nt
Organism: Paraglomus brasilianum
Lineage: Eukaryota; Fungi; Glomeromycota; Glomeromycetes; Paraglomerales; Paraglomeraceae
Source: the annotation of a GenBank genome assembly